Molecule: messenger RNA, 866 nt
Organism: Anopheles maculipalpis
Lineage: Eukaryota; Metazoa; Arthropoda; Insecta; Diptera; Culicidae
Product: CD63 antigen-like
Exons: 5
Coding region: 41-865 (274 amino acids)
Cellular component (GO): membrane
Source: RefSeq, a predicted model, not a curated record
ACACAGCUAAAAAGACACGGUGCGCGUCUUUUCGAUCGCAAUGAAAGAGUUAAAAGUGUCCGGAGAUUGGUCCAAAAAAUGGAUCAAAAUUUUCUUCUGCAUGAUCUGUACCAUGCUUUGCUACUUGGGCGUACUGUUGUUAACGAUUGCAACGGUAUGCCGAAUGCAGUAUGAACAGUUGGACGUGCUUAUGGACAUUCGGAUGUACCGGUUGGUUUUGUUCUUGAUGCUGGUUGGAGCUUUGUGUGUAGUGCUUGCAUUCAUCGGGUUCCUUGGCACUUGGAGAGAAAAUCGCCCUGUAUUGUACACGUUCUGUUUGCUGUUGAUCGUGUUUUCACUGAUGGAAGGUACGGUAGCAUUCAUCGGAUACACGCAGCGAUAUCAUAUGGACAUGGAAAUGGAGAGCAAACUGUGGCUUUCCGUUAAUCAGUACCCAACCGAUGUCAGUUGGCAACCGUACGUGGAUUCCUAUCAAACGCAGCUAAAGUGUUGCGGAGUUCACAAUUAUACCGAUUGGUUUACGGCAAUGCCACCGGAAGAGGUGACGCCGGACGAUAAGGAUCUGAUAGCGCAGCUAGUUCCACUUUCCUGCUGUGAUCUGGCUGAUACAACGCAAUGCACAAUCUACGACGUCGGUUGCCAUUCGAGAAUGUACGAUAUAUUUUACGAAACGGCAAAUACGGUUAUAACUAACACGCUGACAACUGUGCUAUUGCAGCUAUGUGGCGCUGGAUUUGGUUUCUUUUUGGUGCGUAAGCUAAAGCUAUUUACGUUUGCUGAUGAAGAUUUGCUCUACACGGACAAGCGAAACCAAUUCGCGUACUCGAAAAUGCAUAGCAUGACCGCGUCGAGUGAAAAAUUGUAAC